Molecule: messenger RNA, 2863 nt
Organism: Eutrema salsugineum
Lineage: Eukaryota; Viridiplantae; Streptophyta; Magnoliopsida; Brassicales; Brassicaceae
Product: acetyl-coenzyme A carboxylase carboxyl transferase subunit alpha, chloroplastic
Exons: 12
Coding region: 355-2664 (769 amino acids)
Biological process (GO): fatty acid biosynthetic process
Cellular component (GO): acetyl-CoA carboxylase complex
Molecular function (GO): acetyl-CoA carboxylase activity; carboxyl- or carbamoyltransferase activity
Source: RefSeq, a predicted model, not a curated record
UCAAGUUCUGUUUCUUUUCUUUUUGUUCUCUCCAAUCUGCAUAAGAAACAUCGAAACACUUCCACACAAACAAAUCCACGCGCUCUCUCACGCUCACACACUCGCAUACACUUGUUUUCUCAUUUCAAAAAACCAAUUAACCAACCCCUCUAAUCGUAUCGAAUCGACGACGAUCUCUUCGAUGCUCUCUCUGCCUUCCUCCUUCAUUCCCUUGUGAAACUACACCGUCUUCGUCUUUGGAUCUCUGGCUUUUUUCUUUCUGUUUUGUGUUAGAGGAUUGAGAUCUGUUUUGGAGUGGAUCCAUUCAAGUAAUUGAAGAAAUCAUCAACCUUCAGCUAUUUGAGCAAAACAAAAAUGGCUUUAUUGUCUCAUUCAUCCAUAGCAUUGGGUGGAGCCUCUGCUUCUGCUUCGGAUUACUUGCGUAGUUCGAGCAAUGGUGUUAGUGGGGUUUCAUUGAAAACCUUAGGAAGAGCAAUGGUUACAACCACAAGAAGGAAGGACCUGUAUGUGACUUCUCGGCUCAAGAAAGGUAAGAAGUUUGAUCAUCCAUGGCCUGCGAAUCCUGACCCGAACGUGAAAGGCGGAGUCUUGUCUUACCUCUCGACUUUCAAACCUUUGGGGGAUACACAAAAGCCUGUCACUUUGGAUUUCGAGAAGCCUCUUGUUGAAUUGGAGAAGAAGAUUGUUGAUGUGAGGAAGAUGGCCAAUGAAACCGGGUUGGACUUCACUGAGCAGAUUAUCACUCUCGAAACCAAGUAUAGACAGGCACUUAAAGAUCUUUACACGCAUCUCACUCCGAUUCAACGUGUGAACAUUGCACGUCAUCCCAACCGACCUACAUUCCUUGAUCAUAUACAUAACAUCACUGACAAGUUUAUGGAGCUUCAUGGAGAUCGGGCAGGGUAUGAUGACCCUGCAAUUGUGACGGGUAUUGGAACCAUAGAUGGCAAACGAUAUAUGUUCAUCGGUCACCAGAAAGGUAGAAACACCAAGGAAAAUAUAAUGCGUAACUUUGGGAUGCCUACUCCGCAUGGUUACAGGAAGGCACUACGGAUGAUGUAUUACGCAGACCAUCAUGGUUUUCCCAUCGUGACAUUCAUCGACACUCCUGGAGCCUAUGCAGACCUUAAAUCCGAGGAACUCGGACAGGGUGAAGCGAUUGCCAACAAUCUGAGGACAAUGUUCGGCCUGAAAGUGCCGAUUCUUUCUAUUGUCAUUGGAGAAGGUGGUUCUGGUGGUGCCUUAGCCAUUGGCUGCGCUAAUAAAAUGUUGAUGCUUGAAAACGCAGUUUUCUAUGUUGCCAGUCCAGAAGCCUGUGCAGCGAUCUUGUGGAAGACUUCCAAGGCUGCUCCUGAGGCUGCUGAAAAGCUUCGAAUUACCUCCAAGGAGCUGGUCAAGCUUAAUGUAGCCGAUGGAAUCAUACCUGAACCGCUUGGUGGCGCCCAUGCUGAUCCUUCAUGGACGUCGCAGCAGAUAAAGAUUGCUAUCAACGAAAACAUGAAUGAAUUCGGAAAAAUGAGUGGGGAGGAGCUGCUGAAGCACAGGAUGGCUAAGUACAGAAAGAUUGGAGUGUUCAUUGAAGAUCUUCCAAUAGAGCCGGAGAGGAAAGUCAACAUGAAGAGGAGGGACGCUGUGGUCUCCACUAGCCAGAAUCUGGAUGGCGAGGUUGAGAAGCUCAAGGAGCAGAUUCUGAAAGCCAAGGAGACGUCUUCAGAGGAUGAGCCUUCGAGUGAAGUUCUUAAUGAGAUGAUUGAGAAACUUAAAUCCGAGAUCGAUGAUGAGUACACUGAAGCUGCAAAAGCAAUGGGUUUGGAGGAGAGACUAACGGCAAUGCGUGAAGAGUUCUCUAAAGCGAGUUCAGAGGAGCAUCUUAUGCACCCGGUUCUGAUCGAGAAAAUUGAGAAGCUCAAGGAAGAGUUCAAUACCCGUUUGAGUGAGGCGCCAAAUUACGAGAGCCUAAAAUCUAAGCUGAACAUGCUGAGAGACUUUUCCAAAGCCAAGGCAGCAUCAGAAGCUGCUUCAGUGAAACAGGAGAUCAAUAAGCGGUUUGAGGAAGCCGUGGACCGCCCUGAAAUCAGAGAAAAAGUUGAGGCAAUCAAAGCCGAGGUUGCAAGCUCAGGGGCAUCGUCUUUUGAAGAGUUAAGUGAUGAACUCAAAGAAAAAGUUUUGAAGACGAAGAGCGAGGUUGAAGCAGAGAUGGCGGGUGUGUUGAAGUCAAUGGGUCUGGAGCUUGAGGCUGUGACACCGAAUCUGAAGGAUGUGGUUGAGCAGACCUUUGUUCCGGACGAAAACCUUCAAGAAAAACUUGAAAAGCUGAACCAAGAAAUCACAGAGAAGAUUGAGGAGGUGGUGAGGACACCAGAGAUCAAGAGCAUGGUCGAGUUACUGAAAGUGGAGACCGCAAAGGCGAGCCAGACGCCAGGUGACACUGAAGCGAGUCAGAAGAUUGAGACGCUUGAGCAGCAGAUCAAGCAGAAGAUCGCAGAGUCUCUGAGCAUGUCAGGGCUGCAGGAAAAGCAAGAGGAGCUCGAGAAGGAGCUCGCAGCUGCUCGUGAAGUAGCUGCAGAGGAAACUGAGGAAAGUCUGAAAGAAGAUGAAGAUGACGAUGACGAAGAUGGUUCAGAAUCCGGGAAACCAGAGAUAAUUAACCCCAGCUUCGCCUAAAGCACAAAACAAGAGCUUGUUUGAUCUUGAAGCUCUUUCAGAAUAUCCCUAAGAGGCUUUUCUUAGAACCAGUGGCGGACCUGCGUGAAUGGGAUUCAAUGGUUAUAUUUAGAAAAUUAAACUGUUUUGCUAGUAUCAAAUUGUCGCUCUUUUUGUUAAAAGUAUUGCUUUUUUAAAAAAACAUUUAGUGCUUAUCAUU